GCUACUUAUAAGCAUUGUUGUCUGCACCAAGUUUGCGCUUUGAGGGCAUAUGAGACCCGCAUUUACGAAUGGAUAAUGAAGAUUAUACCCCAAAGAAUAUGCUAGGAGUGGCUGAUCUUGCAACCUUUGCAUUUUCAAUUGUUGUGUCUUGUGCUAUUGGAAUUUACUAUGCAUACAAAGAUAGAAAGAAUUCUACAACAGAUAAUUAUUAUUAUGGAGGAGGGAAAAUGAACGCGGUUGCGGUUGGUCUUUCAAUUGCCGUUACCUUCCGUUCAGCCGUAACGGUAAUCGCCAGUCCUGCAGAAGCAUACAUUACCGGUACUGCAGUGUUGUGGGAGGAAUUCUUGACUAUAUUCACAUCUUUUAUCACCAUGAUAUACUUCAUACCUGCGUUUCGUAGGAUGCAACUGAAUACUAUUUUUCAGUAUCUUGAAUUUCGGUUCAGUGCUGAACUGGCAAGACUGGCUGGUUUCAUGUAUAGCAUCGCUACAGUAUUUUACAUGGGAACGAUAAUAUAUCUUCCGGCUGUUUCGUUAAACGCAGUGACUGCAAUCCCAUUGACAUUGAGCAUCGUAUUAACUGGAGGAAUUUGCACGCUUUACACGACUCUGGGUGGAAUGAAAGCCGUCGUAUGGAGUGAUGUGUUCCAGUCCAGCAUUAUGCUUAUUGGAAUGUUUGCUGUCACAAUUCAAGGAUUAAUAACUAUUGGUGGGUUUGGAGAAAUGGGAGCUGCGUUGGAAAGGGGUGAACGUUACACUGAAUUGAGAUUUGAUUAUGGCAUAUUUAGCCGAAUAUCUCCAACUGCUGUACUCGUCGGCAAUUUUGUUUUUGCUUUGGACACAUUGUGUUUUUCACAGCCCGUGAUGCAAAGAUAUUUAUCUUGUAGAAGUACUACACAAGCACAAUUGUCUUUGCUGAUCUACAUCUUCCCAACAAUAUUGAUAUCUUUGUUGGUGUCAGUAAAUGGAUUUAUAAUGUACGCAUACUUUGAAGGUUGUGAUCCUGUAAUGUCGGGAAUACUUCAAAAAAUUGACCAAGGUAUACCGUACCUGGUGUUAAAAUUAUUUGAAAAUAUCCCAGGGUUGACUGGACUUUUCAUAUCAGCAAUAUUCAGCGCGAGUCUCAGCACCGUUUCUUCUUGCCUCAACUCGUUGUCUGUUGUGUUACUGGAAGACUGUUUUGUAAAACGAUGGCCGAAUCUAUCAGAGUCCAUCAAAUUAAUAAUCGGAAAAACAAUUGUUUUGGCUAUCGGCAUUGUCAGCAUCAUCACAGCUCUUUUAAUUUCAAUUGUACGAUCGAACGCACUAGAACUGGUCUAUGGAUUUUCAGGGCUGAUACAGGGACCACUGGAUGGGGCUUAUAUUCUAGGAUUUUUCUUUCCGUGGGCGAACAAAUACGGAGCAUUUGCUGGUGUAUUUUCGGGAGUUGCGUUGCUUUCUUUUAUUUUCUUCGGGAACCAUAUUUGGAAUAUUGAUCCAUACUCAGCGAAUAUUCCUCCUCGAACUAUUGAGCUGUGUUCAGCAAAUAAUACGAAUCAAGAACAAUUUUCAAACUUCACCAGUAUGGUGAUGCCAGAAACAAUUUCGGUAAAUGCAGAAGAAGGACGUUCCAUUCUUUCGGAUGUACUGAAUCUAAAUUUCAAUAUUCAUAUGUUCGUAGGCUGUUUUGUUUCUCUUCUUGUUGGGUUGGCGGUGUCAUUUCUGACAGGCCACACAUCAGGAAGUGAAGCGAACCCUAAUUACUUUAUCCCAAUUGUUGACAACAAAUGUCUGCCAAUAAAAGUUAGAAAAUUCUUUCGUUUCGGUGUGCCUGAACUUUCACGUGAUGAAGCGAACAUUUCAUUGUCACAGAGGAAUGGCGUGGUAGAUGAUUAGAAGAAGGACAAAAUAUUGGUCAAUGCACUCCUGAUUCGACUAUUGUUUGAGCCAUUCAAUACCAUGCAACCCUUACAAUCAGUGCAAUUCUUCAGUGUGUUCUUACUGCUUUAAUUAAGAAAACCAUUGCGUAAAAGCUGUGUCACUAUAUGAGAAAUGAUCAAUAACAACAUACUGCUUGAUUUGCGACUCGUACGCGUUGCUGCUGUGUUGGGGUAACCUAUAUCUCCGGCUUGUCAUGUCAGUGGGCUCCGACUAAAAUCUUUUUACAGAUAGGCUUGCCACUCGGUAUUGACUGGAGUGGAAACUGUCUGUCCUAUUUUUUGAACUAA
This is a messenger RNA of Styela clava, 2206 nucleotides long. RefSeq names its product sodium-coupled monocarboxylate transporter 1-like. The record is from RefSeq and is a predicted model, not a curated record. Gene Ontology annotation, cellular component: membrane. Gene Ontology annotation, biological process: transmembrane transport; sodium ion transport. NCBI's taxonomy places the organism in Eukaryota, Metazoa, Chordata, Ascidiacea, Stolidobranchia, Styelidae. Gene Ontology annotation, molecular function: symporter activity.